AUGAAGGAUGCUCGGCGCUCCAAAAGUGGUGAAAAUAUCCAAAAGAUGGUAUGCAACUUCUACGGCGCGUUUAGUUUGAAGCGCACGAAGGAUCACAAAUUUGUGGGAGCCGGUACGGCCGGAUGCGUCUUGGCUGGAAGGUUGUCCGAAGCAGGAAAUGUCCGCGUGCUGCUGAUUGAAGCCGGAGAAGAAGAAGAAAAUCACCGAGGAAAGAAAGGUCCUUGCAAGGUGACGGAGUUCGACGCGCAGCAAUCGAAAGUGGCGAAAGCGUUGAUGGAAAGCGCCCGGCGAAUGGGGGUAGACUGCGGAGAUUUGAACAACCUGAAGAUCGAGGGCGUCGCUGCCAGCCAAAAUAACAUUUACGAAGGGAGGAGAUGGUCGACUUUCCGCGGUUACCUGGAAUCUAUUGGAAAGAGACCCAACUUAGACGUGGUCACCGGCUUUUUGGCCACCAAAAUUCUGUUCCGAGGAAAGACCGCCGCGGGGGUCGAGAUUCUUUCCGUCGGCGAUGGAACUUCCCUCCGAGUCUUCGCUCGCCGGGAAAUCGUUCUGUGCGCCGGAGUUGUCGGUUCUCCCCAUCUUCUUCUACUCUCCGGCGUGGGUCCGGCCCGACAAUUACGAAAAUACAAAAUUUCGGUGGUCUCGGAUCUUCCCGACGUCGGUCAAAAUUUGCAAGACCAUUUAGCCGUUCCUCUUUACUUUCAUCUAGACUUACCAGUUUCUGUAAAUUUAGCUAAAGUCAAGUCUUUCUAUCAAAUAUGGAAUUAUAUCGUUCACGGAUCGGGUCUCCUGAGUAAUAGCGGAAUUGAGAUGACAGCUAGGAUGUUUCGGCCGGGAAGUAUCAAUAAUUCCAGCAGACCCGAAUUUUUCUUUCUGUUAUUCAAUGUCGGUUCGAUCGACAAAGAUAUCUUCGGACGGAUCAGCAAUAUGCGAGACGAUAUUUUCGACCAGUCGUUUCCGGAUUAUCGUAACGAAUCGAAAGAGGGGUUCGUCCUCUUAUCUUCCUGUCUCCAUCCUUCUUCCAAAGGUAGCGUCAGCUUGCAAUCGGCCAAUCCGACGGUUCCUCCUCUCAUCGAUCCUCGAUAUCUAUCGGAAGAGCGAGAUAUACGAUGUUCCGUACAAGCCAUGGAAACGGGGAUCAAAUUAGUUACUUCGGACGCAUUUCGAGAAAUGGGAGUUCGGCUUCAUCUUCCGAAGUUUUCAAACUGUUCCGGCAACGAAGCGCACAUCGGCGACAGAGAAUUUCUAAAAUGUUGGUUUCAAACUAAUGCCAUCACCGGAAACCAUCCGCUAGGCACGAACCGGAUGGGAGACGAUAAUCGCUCCGUGCUGGAUCCCUACUUAAGAGUUCGAGGAAUUAGGAACUUACGCGUAGUAGAUGCUUCUAGUAUUCCGGGACAGUUAUCCGGACCUCCCAAUGCCGUGGUCGUGGCCUUGGCCGAGAAAGCUGCGGAUAUUAUUAAAUCUUCCUUAAGGGUGGCUUCUCCGCCUAAUUAAUAGCUAUUUAUGUAGACCUAUUUAACGUACGAAAUUACUUAAAAUGUAGGCCUAUAUUAAAAUUCGACAAUCAUACGCGAUACACUAAAAUUCACUUUGUACUUCAAAAAUACAGUACACUGACCGACUCCAAAAAGGAAACUUGUCUAAUAAGAAAGUAAAACUUUG
Centruroides sculpturatus (bark scorpion) is the source of this 1665-nucleotide messenger RNA. Its product is annotated as alcohol dehydrogenase [acceptor]-like. Lineage: Eukaryota; Metazoa; Arthropoda; Arachnida; Scorpiones; Buthidae. The record is from RefSeq and is a predicted model, not a curated record. Gene Ontology annotation, molecular function: oxidoreductase activity, acting on CH-OH group of donors; flavin adenine dinucleotide binding. The transcript is spliced from 10 exons. The coding region runs from base 1 to 1497 and encodes 498 amino acids.